Pestalotiopsis fici W106-1 is the source of this 789-nucleotide messenger RNA. RefSeq names its product Pre-rRNA-processing protein PNO1. Bases 1 to 789 code for a protein of 262 amino acids. The transcript has 3 exons. The record is from RefSeq and is a predicted model, not a curated record. Gene Ontology annotation, cellular component: nucleolus. Gene Ontology annotation, molecular function: RNA binding. Lineage: Eukaryota; Fungi; Ascomycota; Sordariomycetes; Amphisphaeriales; Sporocadaceae.
AUGCCUGCCCCAACGGCGCUCAAGGCGCCCAUCGAGACCGCCCAAGAUGCCCCCGCGGCAGAUAUCCCCCUCCCAGUGACUGGGACCGAGGACGAGGAGCUCCUCCUCGACGCCGACGCCAUGAACACGCUGGACACGACGGCGAUCCAGGCGCCCACGGCCGCAAACGCCAACACAGACAUGGAGAUUGACGAGGAGUCGCGGCCGCAGUUUGCGCCGCAGCGGGACGCCCCGGCGGCGCACCGGAUCGAGUCGCGCAAGGUUCCCAUCCCGCCGCACCGCAUGAGCCCGCUCAAGGCCUCGUGGCCCAAGAUUUACCCGCCGCUGGUCGAGCACCUUAAGCUGCAGUGCCGCAUGAACGUCAAGUCCAAGGCCGUCGAGUUGCGGACCAGCCGCCACACUGCCGAGGCCGGUGCUCUGCAAAAGGGUGAGGACUUUGUCCGCGCCUUUUGCCUGGGUUUUGAUGUCGAGGAUGCCAUUGCCCUGCUUCGACUCGAUGAUCUCUAUGUCGAGACUUUUGAGAUCAAGGAUGUCAAGACUCUGAGUGGCGACCACCUUGCUCGUGCUAUUGGUCGUAUUGCCGGUGCCCAGGGAAAGACAAAGCACUCUAUUGAAAACGCGAGCCGAACGAGAAUUGUCCUUGCGGAUAGCAAGAUUCACAUCCUCGGCGGGUUCAAGAACAUUCAGAUUGCAAGAGAAAGCAUCGUAUCGUUGAUUCUCGGCAAGCAGCCUGGCAAGGUAUACAACGGUCUAAGAAUUGUUGCCUCGAGGAUGAAGGAGAGAUUUUAG